This is a messenger RNA of Adineta ricciae, 1560 nucleotides long. NCBI's taxonomy places the organism in Eukaryota, Metazoa, Rotifera, Eurotatoria, Adinetida, Adinetidae. The record is from the annotation of a GenBank genome assembly.
AUGAACGUUUGUACACCUAAUAUCUCAUGGCAUGGAUGUGAUCCCGUAUAUUCAUGUGCGAUCAAUCCAGUCGAUUCGAAACGUCUAGCUACAGCUGGCAUGCGAGGCUCGAUCUAUCUUUGGGAUAUCGAUUGUCCGUCAGCGCAACAACCGCUAAUUACGUUUAUUUCAUCACUUGCCGGGGCACAUUUAGAAUCGGUGAACUGUAUUCGAUGGAAUUCGAAAGGAACACAUUUAGCUAGUGGAAGUGACGAUAGUAAUAUUUUUAUUUGGACUAAAGCUCCUGUAGCGACGACAGCAACUUCCUCGGACUCGAAUGUAACCGUUGUGACAAAAACAAAUCAAGCAACGACAACAGCCACGACUACCGCCAAUGAUAAUGACAAUGUACUUGGCUGGGAUAAAGAUAUACCUGAAUCGAAAGAACGAUGGUUGAAAAGUUUACCAUAUAAAAGUCAUUUAGAACCGGUAUUAGAUCUCGCAUGGUCAAGAGAUGAUCAAUUACUGAUUAGUGGUUCAGUCGAUAAAAAAGUCGUUGUCUGGAAUGUGAAUAAACGUGAAAAAAUCUCUAUUCUCGAUGAUCCAAAAGGUUUCGUUCAAGGUGUAGCUAUUCAUCCCUGGCGUAAACACAUUGCUGUAAUGAGCACUGAUCGUUCAUUACGCAUCUAUGCGAUGAAAGCAGAAACCGGUUCAGUUUCUCGAUGCGUAUACAAUAUUCGAAAGAUUAAACCAGCCAAUAUCAAACAAGAAAACGGUGCUCUCAUGUUUAUUGAUGAAACGUCAAUGACAUUUUUUCGACGUUGUGCUUAUUUACCCGACGGUAGUCAAUUGAUAGUUUCAGGUGGAUGUUUGGACAAGGCUUUUUUGGAUGCAUACAAUAAUGAAGAAAAUGUUGAACAAAAAGAAGAAGAAACGACUAAGCCAACAAACGAAUUCGACGAACCCGAAACUCAACUUAUUCAAGAAAACGGAAAUACGGAAGAAAAACCUAGUACAGCACCGUUACCUGCUAAAUUGAUCGAUGUCAAUUGUGCAUAUACAUUUGCAACAUCUGGUCCAAAGUUCGAUCGACCUUUAUCGAUUUUACCCAUUAUGAAUGAUCAAGAGGUCAUUGCGAUUUCAGUUUGCCCUUCGUUAUUUCCAUCGACAUCAUCUGCUGCCCCAUAUCGAAUGCUAUUUGCCUUGAUUACAAAGACAUCUCUAUUCUUCUACGAUCAAGUAUCCUUAGAACCAUUUGCUUACGCACGUCGUAUCCAUCUCUUAUCACUUACUGAUGGAUGUUGGUCACAUGAUGGUCGUCUAUUUGUGGCAUCAUCAGAAGAUGGUUAUGUAACAUUCGUCACUUUUACUGAUCAAUGUCUUGGUGGACCUUGUUUACCUGACUCGGAUAAAAUCUUAGAUGAGAUGAUGAUUAAUGCAUUAACACCACCAACAUCCACAGCAUCACCAGCAACGACGGCGACAGUUUCAUCGGUGACAUCAUCUUCUUCCUCCUCUGUAACACCAUCAUUAACAACACCAAAUUUAAUAACAAUGGCAAUGCAGCAAAAGAAAAAAUGA